Molecule: messenger RNA, 2486 nt
Organism: Salarias fasciatus (jewelled blenny)
Lineage: Eukaryota; Metazoa; Chordata; Actinopteri; Blenniiformes; Blenniidae
Gene: spats2
Product: spermatogenesis associated serine rich 2
Exons: 13
Coding region: 359-1843 (494 amino acids)
Cellular component (GO): cytoplasm
Molecular function (GO): protein binding
Source: RefSeq, a predicted model, not a curated record
CUGGAGGAAAAUAUUGCCCAGCAGAGCAGACUUGUUCUCGGCAUUACAGACGACCGGCGGUCCGGGGAGCUGCUCCAGCCCGCUUCCACAAGCCUCUGCUCGGCCUGCUGCCCGGUACCAGGUUUGGAUCGCCUCUGUGUGUAGGGGGGAAAAGGGGGGAAAGCCUGAAUCUUCGCCUGCGUGCUGGAGGUCUGGACGUGAACUUUGUUCUUCCGACCCUCCUGCCAGCCGCGAGCCUCGCUGCCGUCUUAUCCCGCAAGUCAAACUGAGCACCGCCUCGCCGGGAGCCUUCGUUUCAAUCCCAGCUCCAGUUUCCUCACAGGAGUGUGUUGCUGUUUAGGACACAACCGGCGACAACAUGGCAAAGAAAAACAGCCAAAAGGACACGUCCGGGGUUGUGUUUGACACUCGCUCCAAAAUGGUCAUGUCCCAGGGAGGAACGGCCGAGAGGAUGAAGGAGAAGAUCAGCGCCGUCAGAGCCGUCGUCCCCAACAAAAGCAACAAUGAGAUCGUUCUGGUGUUGCAGCAUUUUGAGAACUGUGUCGAUAAGGCCGUCCAGGCUUUCUUAGAAGGCAGCGCAGCCGAGAUCCUCAAAGAGUGGAAUGUGACCGGGAAGAAGAAGCCCAAGAAGAAAAAGAAGCCCAAGCCUCAGCCGGAGGCCUCGGCGGAGCCCGCCCCGCCCGAGGCCGCGUCGCCCGCCGAGGGCAAGGACGAGGUGAACGGCUUCCACGCCAACGGCUCGGUGAUGGACGGGGAGUCCCUGGACUCGCUCAGCGAGCAGCUGGACUCCGCCUCGCUGGACGCGGCCGAGCUGGACUCCGAACCCACCACGUCCGAACACACCGGUGCAGAAGCAGAAAGUCAAGGCAGCGCUCCGAGUCCCGCCUUGCCACAGACGGGCAGGAACCACCAAGCUCCCAGAGGCAGCAAGUCCCGACACAGGCCAGGGCUCAACUCCAACCCCUCCUCAUCCUCAUUCCCAUCCUCCAUCGACGAGCAAGGAUCAUCGGGAGCAAAGAAGAUCGCUCCCAACAUCGACCGCUCGGUCAAGGACCUGCAGAGAUGCACCGCCUCGCUGACUCGCUACAGGAUGGUGGUCAAAGAGGAGAUGGACUCCUCCAUCAAGAGGAUGAAGCAGACGUUCAGUGAGCUCCAGAGCUGUUUGAUGGACAGAGAAGUGACUCUCCUGGCAGAGAUGGACAAAGUGAAAGCUGAAGCCAUGGUGAUCCUGGACGCCCGGCAGAAGAAGGCGGAGGAGCUGAGGCGGCUGACCGACAAGUCGGCGUCCAUGUCGGAGGAGCAGCUGACUGAACUGCGUGCAGACAUCAAGCACUUCGUGAGCGAGCGUAAAUACGACGAAGAUCUGGGGAAAGCUGUGAGAUUCACGUUUGAUCUGGAGCCGCUGAAGACGAGCAUUUCAGGGUUUGGAUCAGUCUACCAUCCUCGUACGGGCUACUCCAACCGGUCCCGCUGCAGCUCCACGUCGUCCUCCGUGGCCAGCCCGAGCCUCCAGGACGCCCCUGCUGCCCCCCAGGCGCAGCCCCCGCCCAGCGAGCCCCGCCCCCCUCCUAACAAACAGAUUUUCCAGGGGAACCGGCGUACCUUCCAGGGUCAGGGCUACCACGGCGGCCAGCGGUAUAACGGCAGCAGCUACCACGACAGGAACGCCGGCCGCGCCAACCACCGCCACCAGGGCGACGGGGGCGGCGGCGGCGGCGGCUCGGCGGCGCACCACUCCAAUAGCUCCAGGGGCCCCUCCACCACCUCCUCGUCCUCCCACCACCAAGACCGGCCCGCCCACAACGGGCUGCCCCAGAGGCAGCCGCGAACGCACUGCCCUUGACGUUAGAAACGGUCUGCUCAAUCGAACCCAUCCGACCAACCCCCGCACUCCCCACGCCCCGCCCUGCCCCCCCCUCCCCUCCCUCUACUAACCCCUUUCAAUGAAGAAUAGAAUACAAGUUUACAUAUUCAGAUCAGUUGAGUUGUAGUGCCGCCUCUCGACAUCAGUCCAUUCAUCCUUCAAACUUGAAAAGCGCUCGCUGUUUUCUACAACUGCUCUUCCUUCAUUUCCUCCCCGGUUAACAGCUUCUAUCUUUACCCCCCCCCCCCACCCCCCCCCCCCCCCCCCCCCCACCCCACACCCCCACCCCCACCGAGAGAGAUCUCACUGCUUUGCAAGUUAGUUUCUGCAGCCUGACACUGAGCUGCAACAAUUUUGUGCACUAAUGAAGUGAAACUCUUAGUACUUGUUUUCAUUUUUUUUUUUUCGUCAGGAGUCUUGAUUUAAACCUGAAUGGUAAAAAAAAAAAAAAAAAAGUUUUUUUUCAGUAUCCUUGUCUCCAGAACCAUUUCAUUCAUUGCCUUCACGGUUUAAAAAACAAAAACAAAAAAAAAAAACACAGUGAACGAGCAAAAAGUUGUUCUUGUAUAAAGAAGGAUUUCUGUCACCAGAAGAGAAGACGUGCAAUCAACACUACAGACUG